GAGUGUUUUGAAGCGCAGCCGCCAGCUCACGACACUUGAGGUUCACUCGAGACGGACGUCUAUCAUCUUUGACGGCAAAGGCUUGGCCGGAAAACUUGUAAUUCGAAACCUACCCACCCCAUCAUGUCUGUUCCAUUGAGCAACGAUUCAGCCUCAGAAGGCAACAUGGAAGCUCUCUUGCAAUCGUUUGCUAUGAUAAUCUUCUCUGAAAUAGGCGACAAAACUUUCCUCAUCGCUGCUAUCCUUGCCAUGCGCCAUCCUCGCCUCCUUGUAUUUGCUGGUGCAUUUGGUUCUCUUCUCCUAAUGUCCAUGUUGUCCGCCGCUAUGGGUCAUCUCCUUCCAACUCUUAUUCCAAAACGGUGGACGCAAGUUGCAGCUGGAAUAUUGUUCUUAGUCUUUGGUUCAAAAAUGAUGAUGGAGGGUAGGUAUAUGAAAGGUGGAAAUGGGAAAAUACAAGAGGAGAUGAGAGAGGCACAGGAGGAGAUAGAAGGUGACGACGCAGGAAAUGAUAGAACAGGCUUCGUCAAUCAAGACGGGGAUGUGAUUCCCUUGGAGAGGGUGGAGGAAGGUAUACGUUCACCCAGUGCUACUCGUCAUUCCAGAAACAAAGGGGGGGCCGUUGGUAUAGCCGAAGGGGCACGAAAUUUUUGCAGCCUGUUUCUGGGUCCAGUUUUUGUUCAAGCCUUCAUUCUUACGUUUCUCGGCGAAUGGGGUGAUCGCAGUCAAAUUGCCACGAUUGCUCUCGGUGCCGCUCAUAAUGUGUAUCUAGUGACGUUAGGAACAGUUUUGGGACAUACAUGCUGUACUGCCCUUGCAGUGAUAGGAGGCCGUUAUGUAUCCACGAAGAUAUCUGUUAAGCAUGUCACACUCGGAGGAGCUAGUCUUUUCUUACUUUUUGGUAUUGUUUACCUGUAUGAAUCUUUGGCAAUGUCAGCAGAAGAACUCCCGAUAUCUAUCAGCCCGGAAGAUGCCGAGUUGAUUACUUUAUAGAGCGGACAAGUAGACGG
Messenger RNA from Serpula lacrymans var. lacrymans S7.9, 1007 nucleotides. RefSeq lists its product as uncharacterized. Lineage: Eukaryota; Fungi; Basidiomycota; Agaricomycetes; Boletales; Serpulaceae. Bases 124 to 990 code for a protein of 288 amino acids. The record is from RefSeq and is a predicted model, not a curated record. Gene Ontology annotation, cellular component: fungal-type vacuole membrane; Golgi apparatus. Gene Ontology annotation, biological process: Golgi calcium ion transport; manganese ion transmembrane transport; calcium ion transmembrane transport. The transcript has 5 exons. Gene Ontology annotation, molecular function: manganese ion transmembrane transporter activity; calcium ion transmembrane transporter activity.